Messenger RNA from Zootoca vivipara (common lizard), 3273 nucleotides. RefSeq names its product mitochondrial transcription termination factor 3 (gene MTERF3). Lineage: Eukaryota; Metazoa; Chordata; Lepidosauria; Squamata; Lacertidae. The record is from RefSeq and is a predicted model, not a curated record. Gene Ontology annotation, molecular function: double-stranded DNA binding. Gene Ontology annotation, cellular component: mitochondrion. Gene Ontology annotation, biological process: mitochondrial ribosome assembly; regulation of DNA-templated transcription; mitochondrial transcription.
AGGUCUUUGUCAGAGCCGGGCCUCGGGGCUGGACCCUGCGGACUCAGCGCUGGUGCGAGUUCAUCUUCCCCUCGAGGAAUCCCCUUUGGAACGGCGGCUUCUAUUGUUGCGUCCCCGAAGGGCCUCUUGAUUCGGUUCGUCUCGAUUCGCUUCUCUGCCCCAAUCAGUUUGCAUGCUUCGCUCGGAAGUCAGGCCCGGUCUCUGGGUUCAGUGGGGUUUGCAACCAGAAACGUGGGAAGCUGCCCUAUAUACAGAGUCAGGCUGCUGGGUCCAUUUAGCUCAGUACAGUAUUGUCUACAGCAGCUUUUCUCAGCUUUGGGUUCCCAGAGGUGGUUGGACUAAACUCCUAUCAUCCCCUAGCUAGCAGGACCCAGGGGUCAGGGAUGAUGGGAAUGGUAUUUGCAGAGCUGGAAGGGACCUUGAGGGUCAUCUUGUCCACACACACAUCCACACACCCGCAAUGCAGGAAUGUUUCUCCUAGCCUGAGACUCGAACCCACGACCCUAAGACUGAAUCUCAUGCUCUACCAACUGAGCUAUCAUAUCAUACAACUUUUAGAAGACAUCUGAAGGCAGCCCUGUUUUGGGAAGUUUGUUUUUUAUGUUUGAUGCUUUAUUAUGGUUUGUGUAUUCUGUAAGCCGCCCAGAGCGACUGGGGAAACCCAGCCAGAUGGACAGGGUAAUUUAGUUGGCAUCCAGCUGUCUUGAGAGGCAAUGGAAGAGUGCGCCAUCAGGGUAAAGUCAAACAGUUUGAGAGUUACAGCGCCAGACCAAUGGGAGAGACAUAUUUUAUUGCAGCUUGGGCAAAUGAAGGCGUCUGGUUUCAAAUACACCAUGGGGUUUAUUCUCUCUGCACUCCUCCCAGCAGUCAUUUCUCCUUUGGUCACUGCUGUGGAUAUGCAGUCCACCUAUCUGUCUCUAGGCACUGUGGUCAUCUGCAUGAGAUAAUAUUCCUGACAAUAUCUGGGGACUCAAGGUUGAGAGCAGCUGGUCUACACUCUCCCAGCUCCGCCUGGAGAAUGCAGGGGAUUGAAUUUAGGGCCUUCUGCAUGCAAGGCUCUACCAUUGAGCUAAGGCCCUUCUCCAGAUAAACUGCAUAAGGCUAUGUAGCCGUGUGCUGGGAGAAUGAAGGUGGGAUCCUGUGCACACUGCCUUGAGAGCAAGGGCCAUUGAGCACAACAGGAUAUGUGUAGCCCAAUUCUGUCCAUAUUUACAUAGAAGUUAAAGCUGCAAUUCUGACACAAGCAGUUAUCUACGUAGAUUAGUUGUGCCCCUCUUUGGAACCUCAAGCGUCACUUACAACAGUUUACAAAAAGACACUCAAAUUAAUAUCACACCAAAUCUAGGGAUUUUUUCAGACGGCAUUUUUCAUGUUCUUCUCUGAUACCAUACCAGGGAGCUGCUCUUAGCACAAUCCUGGUGCAACUUUUCCAGUCAUCUCCAGCCAGUUUUACAUGGGUGGUGGAUGAUGGGAGUUAUACCCCCACAAUACUUGCGAAUCCAAUGUUGUGGAGUGGGGCUGUGCAGGUGGGACUUAUGAUGGAAGCAGUCUUCUCUUUUUGGCAGCAAGUCAUCUUAGCCAGCCAACCUAAAUGCACCAGAGUUCAUAAUUUAUUUGUGGCACAUAAACAAGCCAGAGAGAGAGAGAGAGUGUGUGUCCUUGCUUGACUACUGAAGUCAAUUCUUACUCUCCACGGGGAGAUAUACCAACCUGAAAUAAUGGAAAAUUGUGAUAUUUUAAGCUAACAUUUUCUUCUGUUUUAUGUUCUGUGGUAUAGCAGUGUUAGCUCUAGGGGUGCUGUGCGGGGAGGCUUGGGAAAGUUCAAAAGGUACUCAUGUCCUCAGUGGGCACUUUUCCUUGAGUGGAUCCAUGUCCUCCUGCCAGUAUCCAUUUGCUUGCUGCUGCCUCCUACCUGCUGUGGAGCUUAUCUGCAUCACCACUCAGAGGAAUGGAGGGCAAAAUAUUGACUAAGAUGGCUUCAUUGACUCGACAGAUAUCCAGAUGUUGCCCCUUGCUAAAGAAAAACAGUAUUGUGAAUAGUGCAAAACAGCUAAGAAAGCAAGCUGUCAAAACAUGGACACUUCCUCUUCAACAAUCCGGAUUGCCAUUGUUUUGUCCUUACAGAUACUCAUGUCAACUAGUGUUAAAGAACUCUAAGACUGUACUUUUUGAUAACCAUGUACGAUGCUGUAGUUCAAGCACUGAACUGAAUCGGAGUCCAGAUAAUAAUUCAUCCUUAGUUAACAGACCAGAAACUGAAAUAAUAUCCAGUUCGUAUACUGAAGCAUUGCAUGAAGAAGGAUUAGAAGGCACUUUGCCGCCUUCCCCUUUUGAGAAAGUUUCAGAAGAUGAGGCUCUUCAGAUCAGGGCUGAGCCACCACUUCCAUUUGAAUCGUUCUCGCUUCAAGAUUAUGUUGAUCAUUCAGAAACACUGCAGAAGCUGGUGCUUCUAGGAGUUGAUUUGUCCAAAGUGGAAAAACGUUCAGUUGCGGGCCAGCUAUUUCUCAAGUUGGACUUUGAAAAAGAUAUAAAAAACAUCAUCCUGUUUCUCAAGGAUGUUGGCUUGGAAGAUAAGCAGCUUGGGCCGUUCCUCACAAAAAAUCCCUAUAUUUUCAGAGAAGAAGUGGAAGAUCUAAAGACAAGGGUAGCAUAUCUAACAUCAAAAAAAUUCAGCAAGGAAGCAAUUGCACAGAUGGUCUCAGGGGCUCCAUAUUUACUUCUCUUUUCUGUGGAAAGACUGGAUAAUAGGCUGGGUUUCUUCCAAAAAGAACUUGGACUCAAUGUACAAAAGACCAGAGAUGUAGUAACUCGUCUUCCAAGGUUACUGACUGACAGUCUUGAGCCUAUUAAAGAAAAUCUGAAGGUGUAUGAGCUGGAACUUGGUUUUAGUCAGAACGAAAUUCGGCAUAUUGCACACAGAAUCCCCAAGAAUUUAGGUAUAAGCAAAAGGAAGCUAACAGAGAUCUUUGACUACGUGCACAACGUCAUGGGCAUUCCCCACAGCAUGAUGGUUCAGUUUCCUCAGGUUUUUAAUUCAAAGCUGCUGCGCAUCAAAGAAAGACACAUGUUUCUUAAAUUCAUUGGAAGAGCACAAUAUGAUCCCAAACAGCCCAAUUAUAUCUCCUUAGAAAAACUGGUAUCGCUGCCAGAUGAUGUGUUCUGCGCAGAUGUUGCCAAAGCAGAAAAACAAGACUUCUGCAUUUUCUUGAAAACACUGUAAAAGAAAAGAAACAAACUUUGUUGAUAAAAUAAAUCUGAAGGUGUUUUUCUUAA